GUGUCUCUGUUCUUUUCUAUUAUUUCUAAUAGAAUGGUGGUCUUCACUUUACUCUCCUGCUCCUGACAGCAGCAGCUCGGGGAUUCUUUGCUUUUCCCAGAAGCGUGAUCCCUGCGCGAUUCCGUCCCCGAUCUGCCGAAGGGGGCGCGCUGGCGGCGGGACAGGGACUGAUGGCUCCCCUCCCCCUCGCCUUCCUGGGCGCCUCAGUCUCCCGGCUCCUGCCGCAGCUAUUCCGACGAAUACCCUCCGCUACCGCUACCGCUGCCGCCGCCGCCAUGUCGACCGCUAAGACCCUUAAAUCUGUGGACUACGAGGUGUUCGGCAGAGUGCAGGGUGUCUGCUUCAGAAUGUACACAGAAGGUGAAGCUAAGAAGACGGGAGUUGUUGGAUGGGUUAAGAAUACUAGCCAAGGAACAGUAACAGGCCAAGUUCAAGGACCUGAAGAUAAAGUCAACUCUAUGAAAAAUUGGCUAAGCAAAGUCGGAAGCCCCAGUUCUCGUAUUGAUCGGACGGACUUUUCCAAUGAAAAAACCAUCUCUGAACUUGACUACACCAAUUUUAGCAUCAAAUACUAGUAGAAAAAGAAAUUCUUAGAAUAAAAUUAUAAUGCUGAAGUCUCAUACUGGGUUUCAAACUGAAUCCAUAAAAGGGAAUAAUAAUGCUUUGUAUUUCCAUUUAAGAAUGGAAAUUUGUUCUAAAAAAUGUAAAACUAUGAUGUUACUAAAAAUGCCUGGCACUGAAAUAAUUUAAUUCAAAUAUUUUUAAAAGAAUGAAAGAAUUUUAAAAUGAGAAAAUACCAGUAUAAAAUGUAUAGUAUGAGUAUGUAGCUUAACUUUAGCCCAUAAAGCCUUGGAAUUGAAUGAACAUGACAAUAUGAAUAUUG
This is a messenger RNA of Gracilinanus agilis (Agile Gracile Mouse Opossum), 883 nucleotides long. It is a transcript of the gene ACYP2, whose product is annotated as acylphosphatase 2. The transcript has 4 exons. The record is from RefSeq and is a predicted model, not a curated record. NCBI's taxonomy places the organism in Eukaryota, Metazoa, Chordata, Mammalia, Didelphimorphia, Didelphidae. Bases 171 to 575 code for a protein of 134 amino acids. Gene Ontology annotation, molecular function: acylphosphatase activity.